Molecule: messenger RNA, 1325 nt
Organism: Ananas comosus (pineapple)
Lineage: Eukaryota; Viridiplantae; Streptophyta; Magnoliopsida; Poales; Bromeliaceae
Product: serine/threonine-protein kinase BUR1-like
Exons: 5
Coding region: 1-729 (242 amino acids)
Biological process (GO): signal transduction; protein phosphorylation
Cellular component (GO): cytoplasm
Molecular function (GO): protein serine/threonine kinase activity; ATP binding
Source: RefSeq, a predicted model, not a curated record
AUGGAGUCGGAGCUGCGGUUGAGCGAGGCACGAAGAACAGAAAAGGAGGGGCGACGGCUGAGCGAGAUAUUUCGAGGAUUAGCUUAUAUCCAUACUGUCCCUGGAGUUUGUCAUAGAGAUGUGAAGCCACAAAAUCUCUUGGUAGAUCCUCUUACUCACCAAGUGAAGCUGUGUGAUUUUGGAAGUGCCAAAAUUCUGGUAUAUUUACUACAUUCAUUUGCUUGCAAAAUCUUAUGUCUUCUACUUCUACUUAUAGUUGUAUCAUACUUUUCUCUUUUACUGUUGAAAUUAUAUCUUCCUUUUGACAGAGUUGCUAGUGAUUUUGAUUUUACUAUUGAAUUGCCAUAUCAAGUUAAGGGAGCAGCCAACAUAUCAUACAUAUGCUCUCGCUAUUAUCGUGCACCUGAACUCAUAUUUGGUGCAACUGAAUACACCACAUCAAUUGAUAUAUGGUCAGCAGGAUGUGUUCUUGCUGAGUUGCUUCUUGGUCAGUUAACAUCUCUGUCACAGGUGGUCCUCUUCACAAAUCCAAGCUCAAUCCCAAACCGCGGCACAGCGCUCUUCUUCCUCUGCUGCUUCUUGUGCUUAUUUUCGGCAAAAUUAAGCUCCAAUUCGGACGACGGAUCCAGAGAGAUCACCAUCGAUACUGGUAUAAUCCCUUACCAGUGUUUUUUAAUUGAAGCACCAUCCACUAUCUUUUUGCAAUUCCAGCUAGGCCAUGGGAAAUAAUUUCAGAUCUGUGAUUAUUUGCUUAGAGACCUUGAGAAGAUAAGCUUGUUCAGAAUGUAUCUGUUAGCACAACAAAAUGUCAACACUCCUUGAUAGGUAUUUAUUAACUUCUUUAUUCAGAAACAGGAACUUAUACUGGGCCUCUUUAUUCAAACAGAGAGAAAAAAAAAGGAUUCUUAUCAAUAUGUUUUUGAAUAGGUUAGACUGCAAAUGUUUAUGUAGGGCAUGACAUGAGCUUCUUUUUGACAAAGUAGAAGAAACAUGAGACUCUUUAGUAGAUUUCUAUGACAUGAUUAUAAUGUGAAGGGUUUAUGCUUCGAAAACCUAGCUAGUCAGAACUGGUGAUGGAGUGAGGUAUGCCUGGCUCUAGACUUUAACCAAGGUAUCUUUAGAUAGUGAUUAUAUUACCUGGAGAGAUUAAAACCCCCAAUAUUAAUAAAAGAAGGUAAGUACCUCAGAGACUGUUUGUGAUGUCCAAACAUAGUAACGAUAGUUAGUGAAUACUGAACACAAUAGUAAUUUUUUGUCCUGUUUGUUCUCUUGUGCUCUUUCUUGCAUUCCUUCGAGGAAGGUAAAGCUUCUUCGUAAGAUUCUAU